AGAACAGAGACCACAACAACGGUUUGGUGGAGAUGCAGAAGAUGAAGGUGGAUGGCGUUCUAAAGCAAGUGAAACUAGAAGCACAAGCCUGCAAAGCUCUGUCAGCACGCAUAGAUUCAGAAACUGUCAUGCAGGAAAAACUGAGAAGUGAUUCUAAAAAUAAAGAAGAAGUGCUAAGGGAUAUGGCAGAGAGCCUAGAGGCACAAGUAGCAGUCUUGCAAGCUGGAGUAACUGAAGCAAAGCAGAAGUUGAGUAGUCGGCAGCAGUCUAUUGUCACUCUGCAGGAGAGAAUUACAGCAGUCGUUGCUGAACAUAAAAAGUUAUGCCAGGAACUACAAUUAAAAAUAGAUGAGAACCUAUUACCACUUGAAAAACAAAUGAAGACAGUUGAUGAAAGUCACGGCUUUCAGCUUGCCAGUGUUGCUGAGAAAAGCAGAACUAUAAAUGAGAACAUCUCCAAGAUGAAUGGAACGUGGGCAAUGUUGCAGCGCAACUUGGUGACUGCUGAAGACACCGUUAAUACCUUGAAUGCUACGAUGGAUACCAUCCAGGAACAGUUAGAUAGAGAACAGAGCUUUGUGAGGCAUGUGCUGGACUCUACAACCGAGGUGCAGGGAAGAAUUCAGGAUAAAACGGCGCAGCAUGAAAACUACUUACAAAAACGACAUGCAAUUCUUGGACAGCAAAAAAAGGAUCUCGCCUCAUCUGUGGAAAAGAAUAGGAAACUUGCCUUGCAAUAUCGUCAGCAGCAGAAUGAGCAUCUUCUAACGAAAGCCUGCUAUAUUCAGACGUUUGAUGAGCGAUGGUACUUUCAGCUCACAAAUAAUGAUCUUAAACAGAUACUCAUGCUAGAGAACCGUUUUCGUGUGAACACAGAUAAGUACAACAGCUUACGCCAGCAUCUCCAUACUAUGGAGAUACAGCAGUAUGGAGCUUCGUCUGCAUGCAACAGUCAGGCUGUACAUCAUCUUGAGAAGGCAAUUAUGGAUGCCACCCAGUCCAUGACAGAGCGUGUUAGAGAGGAACUUCAUAUUCACAGCCUAAAGUAUAGAAGAAACAUUAAAAACCUGGCAAAUACAGAACCAAUCCCACCAAUAAAAACGUACUGUUCAGUGCCUGUUCAGGAACACUUGAUUGUACAAAAUACAUAUGCGGGAAACAAGUUGGCUGAAAAUGUCACACCUGUGCAGAACUAGUAUGCUGUAGCUACUGCAUCUUAUAACAAUACUCACAUUAUAGCUAUUAAGCACAAAAAUUAAGUCGACUGCACAUUCCAUAUUUGGGCAGAA
Priapulus caudatus is the source of this 1289-nucleotide messenger RNA. Its product is annotated as GRIP and coiled-coil domain-containing protein 1-like. The transcript is spliced from 8 exons. The record is from RefSeq and is a predicted model, not a curated record. The coding region runs from base 33 to 1196 and encodes 387 amino acids. Lineage: Eukaryota; Metazoa; Priapulida; Priapulimorpha; Priapulimorphida; Priapulidae.